UGUUGGCAGUUAUUUGGAAGCGGCACUGCUCGAAGGUCAAAGCUGCAAGAUCUUAGCGUACAACUUUCUUCAACUUUUCUUACAAGAAAUUAGCCGAGACGAAGUGGGGGGAUAUGGCGGCCCCACAUACAGUGAUGUUACAGAGGAGGGGUCAUGAGCCCUGGGGGUUCCGUCUGCAGGGAGGAAGGGAUUUUCGAAUGGAAUUAUCUGUGAAAAAGAUUAUGCCCGGGAGUCCCGCAGAAGGCCAGCUACACCAGGGUGACGUCAUCAUGAGUAUAGGGCAACACCGAGCUCACGACCUCACUCACAUGCAAGCUCAGCAGUUGAUCAAGAACGCCGGUAGCUCAUUGCAACUUGGAAUACAAGCAGGAGCAAAUGCAGAUUUCGCCAACAUUAAACCUAAAGGACCUAUCAAGUUUUCACCAUGGAGACAGCGAUAACAGUCUGGGAAAAUAACUUCACAUUUAAAUGUUUUGGUUUUUAAUGUAAAAAUUCCGGAUAUUUUUUAUUAAAACAAGACAUUGGCUGUCGAUAUUCUCUUGUUUACAACAUUCAAAGAGGAAGAUUUGGAAAUGGAACAUAAUAACAAACCUACACAUGCACUGUGUUUCGCUUCUGUUCGUGCAGUUAAUGAUGUUCAUUUAUAGUUUGUUACUGCAUUUACGUAUUUAUGGGCACUCAGGCCCCAUUUUCGUCUUCCUUUUUUUAUUGUCUUCUUUUUGUGUUUUAAAGUGAUAAUAACAUAUCGGUUUGUUCGGUUCUGACUGGAAUGUGUUAAUUUACUAACCUUGGAAAUGCACCUACUGUAAGGGCGGAUCGGAUUUUUAAAAAUUAAUAAUGGGUAUCGGUGUUUUCCUUUGAAUGAGUACAGACAUUAAAAAAAACAAAAACACCAACGUAACAUUACUCGAUGGCGACACUUAACGUCUUGGCUAAACUACACACCACCCUUGAUCCGCCCUUGUAGUCCAUUGUUUAUUUGUACCUUUAUGUAUAUUGAUAAUUUAUUAUCAUUCUUAUCGGAGAUACAUAUGAACGCUGUACAGAGCUUCGAGUGGAGCAGAGAUACGAUUUCAGAAUAUAACCUGUGACUUCUUGAUAUAAUUAUAACAUCCUGGAUCGUAAACAGUUCCAGUGGAAGGCUGACAUUCAGUGUACUACGUUCAAAACAGUUGUAGUCAGAUCUUGACAUUCAGCAUCCUAGAUAUGGAAUAAUUGCAAUUAGUGGAAUAAUUAUUGUUAUACUGAAAUUCAGAGUGCUGUCUAAAUCCUGAUAUGUAGUAUUCUAGAUUUGGAAUAGUUUCAGUGAAAUGGUUAUAUUUAAUAUCCUAGAUUCAGAAUAGUGCUGUCUAAAUCCUGACAUGUAACAUCUUAGAUUUGGAAUACUUUCAGUGAAAUUGUUACGAUUAAUAUUCUAGACCUGGAACAGUGGUAUCCAAAAUACCGAUAUUUAACAUCCUAGAACGACAAUAGUUUCAGUGAAAGUGUUAUAUUUAAUAUGCUAGAUUCAGAACAAUGGUAUCUAAAUCCUGAUAUAUAGCAUCCUAGAUUUGGAACAGUUUCAGUGAAACUGUCAUAUUUAAUAUUCUGAACUUGACCAGUUGUAUCCAAAUCCUGAUAUUUAAAUCUGGAGUAGUUGCAGUGAUAUCGUCAUAUUCAACAUCCUAGAUUUGAAACAAUUGAUGUGACAUCCCGACAUUUAAUAAAACAGACUAAAACGUAAUCGUGAAAUCCUGAUAUUUAAUAUCAUAUAGCAAUUACACGGAGACCCUGACAUUUGAGAUCCUGAAUUAGAAGGUUACAUUUGUGUCUUAGAUAUGUAAUGGUUGCUGGCAUACUGUGACAGAGAUGCUUAUAAGUUCUUUGUGCCAUGUAAAAUGUAUUUUCGAUUGUGCUAUAGAGCUUGGCGUGUAUUGUGGAUAUUAUUUCGGGUUUCGGACAAAACAAGCUCCUGUGUCCGUGUCAUUCAUGGUGAUGUUUGGACAAGUGCAUUUAGUAUAAAAGCAUUACAGCAAACAUUAAAUUAAUAUUAAAUUACAUUAUACAUAUUUACUAGAUUGGAAAUAGGACAAAGUGGGAUCUAUAGUCUCUUCGUGUUAUGUCACCUGCCUCAUCCACGUCAAAUUAUAUUCCUUCAAAGUAUUGUAAUAUUAAUGUCGUAUUGUAAUAUUUGAAAUAUAACUAUCUGAACAUCAAAAUGAAAGAACACUGAUCACUAUAGAUUCUGGAUUACAGUAAUUUGAUGAGUGGGUUCAAACGUAAUGUGGACCCAACAAUGUCUGAAGGUGGUUGCGUUUUUAUUACUAUUAAAAAAAGAAGGAAAGAAAUGUUCGAUUUAACGACGCUCUCAACACAUUUUAGUUACGGUUAUGUGGCGUCAGACAUACGGUCGAGGACCAUAGAGAUAAUUAGAAAAAAACCCGCUAAUGCCACUCCAUGGGCUACUCUUUUUCGAUUAGCUGCAAGGGAUUUUUUUUAUAUGCACCAUCUCAUAGAUAGCUGUUGAGCACAGGCUGGAACGAGAAAUAUCUUACGUAUCAGAACAGCUGUAGUAAAAUCCUGACAUUUAACAUCCUAGAUUUGGAAGAGUUUCAGUGAAAUUGUUACAUUUGAUAUCAUAGAUUCAGAGAAAUAUCACCGACAGGGAUCAAUCCUAGAUCGACGGCACAUCAUAUCAGGCGAGCGCUUUAACACUGGACUACGUCUCGCCCCUACUAUUAAUAGAAAUACUGAUGUGGUGCGGGCGCGCGUUCAUCGGUGCCAAGACCCGUGUUUAUAAAACUUGAGUCUCGGAUCUCUUACUUGAAGAACGAUGGGAUAUAGUUCAGUGAUGGAGUGCUCGCCUGAGGUGUGACGGGACGCUGGAUCGAUCACCCCUCGCUGGAUCCAUUGUAUUUUUUACCAUACUAACCAGUGCUCACUGCUAGCUUACCAAUGGCCAUGAUGUGUGUGACUGUCUGUCGGAAAGCGAAAUAAUUUUAAAGGUUCUUUGCUUGUUAUUUUAUUACUGUACUAAAUAAUAAUAACUGUGCAAGUGGUAUGCUGCCACUUAUAUCACAGCAAAAUGAGGCGGAACUCUGGCAUACGGGUGGAUAACUCUUCUCUUUUUAUUUUGGUCAGCUAUUUUACAUGAAGCGAAUGUAUUUCUUAAAAAUAGCAGUCACAUAGCCCUUUCGACAUUGUUAUAUUUUUUUCACAGAAUAUAUUUCGACAUAGAAAUUGUAUUGAAAUGCAUGCAAAAGUAAACAGUGGUGUGCAACCUUAAAAUAUUAUAUGUUAUUGGCUAUUGAGUGAAUGACGUCGACAAUAGGUCAAGUUGUACAAGCUGUUAUACAAUUUAUACAAAUUAGCUUUAAUGUCGAAUGUUAUUAAUAGGCCGUGAGUGCAAUAUUUAUUACUGAUGUAAUAUAUGUGUUAGCUGCUUGUAAAAAUUAAUGAAAUAACUAUAUAUGGAUUUUGUUUUUUGUUGUUUACAUAUUUGUGUCAUUUACACAAAAAAAUAAUAAUAGUAGCUUAGAAGUGACUGUCCUGAACGAAUGCUCCGUAUAAAAGCGAAAUGUUGAAUAAAUUAUUUCACAUUUUCAAA
This is a messenger RNA of Gigantopelta aegis, 3586 nucleotides long. Its product is annotated as PDZ and LIM domain protein 4-like. Bases 114 to 440 code for a protein of 108 amino acids. The transcript is spliced from 3 exons. Lineage: Eukaryota; Metazoa; Mollusca; Gastropoda; Neomphalida; Peltospiridae. Gene Ontology annotation, molecular function: actin binding; muscle alpha-actinin binding. The record is from RefSeq and is a predicted model, not a curated record. Gene Ontology annotation, cellular component: adherens junction; Z disc; stress fiber. Gene Ontology annotation, biological process: actin cytoskeleton organization; muscle structure development.